AUGGCGGAGCAAGGGCUGUAUGACUUCUUAAAGCUGCAUCCUCUGGCGGCUCAGCCACAUCCUCAUCCUCAUCCCCAUGAUCCUCACCCUGAUGCUAAGCUACCGAAUCAAUCUUCCAGACUCUUCCGUUGCCUCUACUGCCCUCGCCAGUUCUACACUUCUCAGGCAUUGGGAGGACACCAGAACGCCCACAAGCGUGAGAGAGCCGCCGCUCGCCGUUCUUGCAUGGCCACCGCCGAUAACCACCUUCCAAACACAGAAUCCACCUCCGCCGCCGCCUAUACCAGCUGGUUCGACCACCCACUUCAAGCCGACGCCACCAGCUCUCUGGUCAUCCAUCAUAUCACUCCUCCGCCCACAGACAACACCACCGACGUCCUGGACCUUACUCUCCGGUUGUAA
Messenger RNA from Lactuca saligna, 402 nucleotides. The record is from the annotation of a GenBank genome assembly. Lineage: Eukaryota; Viridiplantae; Streptophyta; Magnoliopsida; Asterales; Asteraceae.